Molecule: messenger RNA, 1928 nt
Organism: Argentina anserina (silverweed cinquefoil)
Lineage: Eukaryota; Viridiplantae; Streptophyta; Magnoliopsida; Rosales; Rosaceae
Exons: 4
Coding region: 35-1603 (522 amino acids)
Biological process (GO): positive regulation of transcription initiation by RNA polymerase II
Cellular component (GO): transcription regulator complex; nucleus
Molecular function (GO): zinc ion binding; transcription coactivator activity; DNA binding
Source: RefSeq, a predicted model, not a curated record
CCCUUCUUUUGUUUUUGGAGAAAUCAAUCGGCGAAUGGAGCCGGAAAGUCGCCGGAAAAUCGAGGAGACGGUGGUGGACAUACUGAGGAAUACGAGCUUGGAUGAGAUGACCGAGUUCAAAGUCCGAGCCGCCGCCUCGGAGCGACUCGGGGUCGAUCUCUCCGAUUUGGACCGCAAGAGCUUCGUCCGCGGCGUCGUCGAGAGCUUCCUGAUUUCCGCGGCGGAGAGCGUCGGGGAAGAGACGGAGGCGCGGUUGAAGAAGGCGGCGAACGAGGACGGCGAGCGUGUUAUUUGUAAGCUGUCGAACAAGAGAAAUGUGGUGAUUCAUGAUUUCAGGGGGAAGACAUUGGUUUCGAUUAGGGAGUUCUAUAAGAAAGGUGGAAAGGAGCAUCCUAGUGCCCGAGGAAUUAGCUUGCCAGCUGAACAAUGGACAACCUUCAAAAAUAGUGUCCCUGCAAUAGAGGAAGCAAUUAAAAAGAUGGAAUCAAAGUUAAGAUCUGAAAUUGAUAGUAAACAGACUGAAGAUGGUCGAGAAAUUGAAGAUUGUAACCAAGCAGAAGAUGGCAAACAAAUUGAAAAUGAUAAACAAAAUGAAGAUGGUAAACAAGCUGAAGAUGGCAAACAAUCUGAAGGUAGAAAAGGGAUCAAAGAAGGCAAACAAACUGAAGAUGGUAAACAAACUGAAGCGGCUAGACGAAGUGAAGACAUGUCUGCUUCAUUGAAUGGUGUUGCUCCACAUGAAUUUUUCUCCUUUGAAACUUGCCGUUUUAAUGGGAAAAACUACCCUAUCUGGGCCCAACAAAUGGAGUUUCUGCUAAAGCAAUUGAAAAUUGGAUAUGUGCUUUUUGUGUCAUGCCCACUCAUUACACUAGGCCCAGAAGCAAGUACCGAAGAAAUUGCUCUAGCUAAGGCUGCUGAAAAAAAAUGGAUGAAUGAUGAUUAUCUGUGCCGUUGCAGCAUUUUGAAUGCUUUAUCUGAUGAUCUGCUAAAUCUUUACUCAAGGAAAACUACUGCAAGAGAACUGUGGGAAGAUUUAAAACUAUUGCAUCUUUAUGAGAAAUUUGGAACAAAGAGAUCUCUGGUCAAAAAGUACUUAGAAUUUCAGAUGCUUGAAGAAAGACCAGUUUUGGAGAAAAUUCAAGAAUUUAAUGAUAUUGCUGAUUCCAUUGUCGCUUCUGGAAUGGUGGUCGAGGAGAAAUUUCACGUGAGUGCCGUUAUCUCCAAGCUUCCCCCAUCUUGGAAGGAUGUGAGUAUCAAGUUGAUGUCUGAGGAGCAUUUACCUUUUGCAAAGCUAAUGGAUCGUUUGAGGUUUGAAGAAGACUUGCGCACUAGGGAGCAGCAGGGUUUACCGAUUAAUCAUGUAGGUAAUUCACUGGUGAAACCCAUACAAAGGAUGAGAGAUAUGAAGCAGCGAAGUAUGCAAUGGAAGAGGUCGGACUCGGAGAUUGAUGAUAGAGUUACUUGCCAAUUCUGUGGCAAGAAGGGGCACAUCUCUCAGAACUGUCGUUAUAACAAUAAGAGGAAGUUUACCAAGCUCGAUGAGAGCCACGAGGGAUCUAUGCCUAUUGAGGUAAACAUGCUGGAGGGGACUGUGGAUGGCUAACUUAGAUAUGCUACCAUCCCAUGUGCACUAACAGCAUAAUUUAACUCUUACACCGGGUGAAUACUGCUGCAGUAUAUGACAUCUACUUGUAAGCAGGUUAGAGUCUUUAUUAGGAUAAAUGUCUUUCUUGUAAGCAGGGGGUUAGAAACUGUUCUGUGAUUCUGUACCAUAAGGUUUUCUCGUUGUAAGGUAUAUCAUUGUUUCAUUCUUUCUUUGCAUCCAAGUGAUUUGAGAAACCACACACCUCAUAUUAGCUUAUGUGAUAAGCGCAAACCGCAAUUCAUAGUGACAGAAGCAACAUAUCAGGCAACUUUUCUUGGUUCCU